Molecule: messenger RNA, 2954 nt
Organism: Sceloporus undulatus (fence lizard)
Lineage: Eukaryota; Metazoa; Chordata; Lepidosauria; Squamata; Phrynosomatidae
Gene: SLC7A8
Product: solute carrier family 7 member 8
Exons: 11
Coding region: 899-2464 (521 amino acids)
Biological process (GO): amino acid transmembrane transport; neutral amino acid transport
Cellular component (GO): membrane
Molecular function (GO): L-amino acid transmembrane transporter activity; neutral L-amino acid transmembrane transporter activity
Source: RefSeq, a predicted model, not a curated record
CCCUCCGCCCCUUGGUCCGGCAGCAGCCGGUUCAGGUUCAGGCACAUGAGCAGCGCAAGGGAAAAACAGGAAGAGAGAGAGCGCUGAGAAAGGGAAUGAGAAGCUGAGAAAUCGGAGCCAAUCAGCCCCAAUCCCAAGGAGAGGAAACAGACUGCAAUGAGAGAGAGCAGCUGAGCCAGGAGGAAGAAGGAGCCACAAGGAAAUCGGAGGACAGGGGCUCCUGAGCAGAAUGGCCCUAGUUCUUGCCUAGACGACGGCUGGCAGCGGAGCAGACAAGAUCAACCCAGUCGCCUUCCCCGCACUCCUGGGCUCUGCUUCAGGGGAAACUUUGCAGGGAGAGGGUUCAGAACCGGUAAAGAAAAGGAAUCCCUUGCUGUGAUUGGAGCCCCAACCUGAUCACCAGCAGGACUGCAAAGGAAAUCAUCAGCUUGGUACCUGAACCAAAGAAGGCUUAGCUGCUAGCACCCAUCCACCGAAAGGCAGUCCAGAGAGCCAACUCACUCUUAACAAGGUUGAUGCUACAAGCAAGGCAUUUAACCGAACUAGACUUAAGAAGAAGGAGAUACAAUUAGAUUGGAUAUAGGAGAGAAGGACUAGACCUGGCCAUCAUCUGAAACACAGUUUGGAUUCCAAAAACAGAAGCCCAGCUUCAAAGCAUAUCCAGAAAAGAGGCUGCACUCAUAGGUCCCAAGUUGGACUGCAAGAACCACAUAGGUCUACUUUGGACUUUGCAUUGGUUCUUUCCCACAGGACUCAGAAUCAUAACUGGGCACAGGACCAACCCAGAGUUGCUCAAAUCCUAGGAGAACCAUCCAAAACUAUAAGACCCCAAUUUUUGGGGAUCCCCUAGCAAUAAUUCAGGGUUACCGACUCCUGUCUCCUUGAAAGCUAGAACAUCAUGGAAGAUGGAGCACGUCGGCGUGGUGGCUCUGAGAAGGAUUCAACUGACCCAGAGAAAUCGGACGGCGGUGGUGUUGCCUUGAAGAAAGAGAUUGGGCUGAUGAGCGCAUGUGGCAUUAUUGUGGGUAACAUAAUUGGAUCAGGGAUCUUUGUGUCGCCAAAGGGAGUGCUGGAGAAUGCUGGCUCAGUAGGUCUGGCGUUGAUCGUGUGGAUCGUCACUGGUCUCAUCACAGCUGUGGGAGCACUGUGUUAUGCUGAACUGGGAGUCACCAUCCCAAAAUCUGGAGGCGACUAUUCCUAUGUCAAAGACAUCUUUGGAGGACUGGCUGGGUUCUUGCGGCUGUGGAUUGCGGUGCUGGUGAUCUACCCCACCAAUCAGGCUGUUAUUGCCCUCACCUUCUCAAACUAUGUACUUCAGCCAAUCUUUCCCACUUGCCUGCCCCCAGAAAUCGGACUAAGACUGCUGGCUGGUGUCUGUCUUUUGCUGCUGACCUGGGUGAACUGUGCUAGCGUGCGUUGGGCCACACGUGUCCAGGAUAUCUUCACAGCAGGGAAAUUGCUGGCACUGGGACUCAUCAUUAUCAUGGGAGUUGUGCAGAUCUGCAAAGGUGAAUACUUCUGGCUAGAGCCAAAACAUGCCUUUGAAUUCUUCCAAACGCCUGAUGUGGGACUCGUGGCACUGGCCUUUUUACAAGGCUCUUUUGCAUAUGGGGGCUGGAACUUCCUCAACUAUGUCACUGAAGAGCUAGUUGAUCCUUACAAGAACCUGCCUCGCGCCAUCUUCAUCUCCAUUCCCCUGGUCACCUUUGUCUACGUCUUCGCCAAUGUGGCCUAUGUCACUGCCAUGUCACCUCAGGAGUUGCUGGCCUCUAAUGCUGUCGCAGUGACAUUUGGGGAGAAAUUGUUAGGAGUCAUGGCUUGGAUCAUGCCCAUCUCUGUUGCCCUUUCCACAUUUGGAGGAGUCAAUGGAUCACUCUUCACUUCCUCUAGACUCUUUUUUGCUGGAGCCCGGGAAGGCCACCUCCCCAGUGUGCUGGCUAUGAUUCAUGUGCGACGUUGCACUCCCAUCCCUGCCCUACUCUUCACUUGCCUUUCAACAUUGCUGAUGCUGGUUACAAGUGACAUAUAUACCCUGAUCAAUUAUGUGGGUUUCAUCAACUACCUCUUCUAUGGAGUGACUGUCGCUGGCCAGGUUGUGCUACGCUGGCGGGAACCUCACCGACAUCGCCCCAUCAAGGUGAGCCUGUUCUUCCCCAUAGUUUACCUGCUGUUCUGGGCCUUCCUGUUGGUGUUCAGCUUGUGGUCUGAACCUGUGGUUUGUGGCAUUGGUCUGGCCAUAAUGCUGACAGGCGUACCUGUCUACUUCCUCGGGGUGCAUUGGGAGCACAAACCGCCUGCCUUCCAUACAUUUAUUGAUGCAGUCACUCGGGCAGGACAGAAGCUUUGUGUUGUUGUGUACCCCGAGAUGGGUACACAGAAACCAGAAACCAACCUCAAUAAAGAGACCAAAGAGCAGCUUGAGCCAAUGUGUGGAGUUGAACCCCUGAAUAGCCCUCAGGACUGAGCACAUUUUACUGCCUGGGAGAGUAGAAGAAACAGCAGCCAGCCACGGACUGCACACUACUGCCUUUGCUGGGUUUGAAAUGAAUUGGAACUCCUUGCACAGCUGACGCUCCCGUUUUGCUCCUUGUAGCACCACAUGCUGGGACUGGAAUAGCUGUGAAUGCCUCACUGUCACCCCUCUCCUUCCUUUGGUAAAGCCUUGCUGGGUCUGGAGGACCCACAGCCACCAUUCCCCACCUUCAGUGCCCCUGCUGGAGCUGGAAAAUAAAUGGGAGCUCUCUUCACAGCCAAGCAAUCCCACAGUCAGCUCCCUGCACCCCACCCUGCUGGAAGGGGCUACCUUGUUGUUGCCUUAUAUUGUUGGGAAUAUUUUCAUUAGUUUUGAACCUCAUUGGGGGGGAAAGGCGUCCCCCUCAGUUUAUGUCCUUGUAUUUUUCACAUUUCUCUCUCUUUUGUUCCUUUUUUGAUGUAAUAAAUUAAACUCAACUUGC